ACUGCCCAUAACUGCGAUCAUUUUGUUGCCUUUUCCCUCCUCGGAGUCUAUUGUCUGCGGUGCAGACGUGACAGGCUGCGAGCGAGUGCCAUGUGCUGGCGAGACGUGACAGCCGAAUUGCACUCGUUUGUUCUGCGCUUAUUUACAGCCGAACUGAUCAGCGGAGCGAGGCGAGAAUAACGCCGAAUGUUCCACCCGUCCACCUUCGACUUGAACUCGUCGUCCACGCGCGGGUUUAGCCACUCUUUGUUGGGAAGUUUGGAAGCGGUGCGGGAGUGGGCCACUUUUCCGUUGAAGUUUGGUCGAAAAGUUGUUCCAAUUUUUCUCCGUUAACAAUGAGUUCGAAAAAUCGCUUGAAUAGAUGUAAAACACUCAGCGCUUGCGGCUUUUCUUUGUUAAGAAGUGUCACGGAGCCACUGGAAGUCGUGUUGGGGGGGGGGGGGGGGGUCUGACCUCAUUGUUGAAGUUUGUUCACCGCGUGUUCUCCACGCACACACAAAAGAACACAAGUUUUAAGUUGCCUAACGUACACGGGCCAAGUGUCAAAUUGUGUUUGAACGUGUUUUCUGGCUACUAUGGGAUUAGGCUUUUGCCUUGGAGAAGCGCGGGAGAAAGGGGUUUGUUAGUUUUGCUGCAAAGCGUACAAAGAAAGGCGAGCAGCCCCAGAUUCUUUUGUUUAGUCUGGAGACGCUGAUUUGCAACAGGUCUUCCCCCCUCCCUCUCUCUCUCUCCCUCUCUCUCUCUCUCUCUUCCUCCUCCUCCUCCUCCACCACGCGCACCACCAACAUCUCCCCGGCCCACGUAAUUACCUCAUCCUGUUGGCUGCUCCACACUUUUCCCACUCGAGUUCGGGCCCCACGGCGGUCUGCGUGGUGAAGCUUUAUGGAGGUUAGCUGUGUGUCGGGUGGACCCCUUCACCUCGCUCUCGUUCCCGUAAAACGUUGACUUCCGCAUUAAGGUUUGUCGAUGCUGUCCGGAAGCGAAACGGAUGACGACGACGGCGUGGAUGCGCCGCUGGACUUGUCAUCCAGCGGCGGCGGCGGCGGGAAAAGGAAGCGCCGCGGCAACCUGCCCAAGGAGUCGGUGCAGAUCCUCCGGGACUGGUUGUACGAGCACCGCUACAACGCGUACCCCUCGGAGCAGGAGAAGGCUCUUCUCUCCAAGCAGACGCAGCUUUCCACACUGCAGGUAUGCAACUGGUUCAUCAACGCACGCCGGCGCCUCCUCCCCGAGAUGUUGCGGAAAGACGGCAAGGACCCCAACCAGUUCACCAUCUCCAGGAAGUGCGGCAAGGCGGGCGACAGUUUCUCUGACAGCUCCCAGUCGCCCAAACACAGUGGUGGUGGCGGCGGCGGCGGCGGCAGCGUCAGCAGCGGCAGCUGCAGCCCGGCCGGAGGACCCCACGAUGACGGCGGCUACGACAAACGGGUUCUGCACCCUUCCUGCUUCGAGCCCGGCAUCCUGAGGAAGGUGGUGUCGCCCUCGGCGCCCUCGCCCACCUGUUGGUCGCCCUCGACGGGCGCCGCGCCCACCCGUCCGUCCGUCAUCUGUCACACCACUGUCGCCAGCCCCAGCGGGCCGCACCCGUCGCCGCUGAACUCUGACAAGGCGGCCGAGCGGCUGCAGGCGGCCCAGGCGCUCCUCAGGUGUCUGGAUAGAGGGGCGGGCGCCCGCCUCCCCGCCGCCAGCACCAUCCUGGAGGGAAACCUGAGCCCCCGCAGCGGGCUCUUCAACACUCCUCCCCCGACCCCGCCAGACCUCACGCAGGACUUCAGUGGCUUCCAGCUCCUGGUGGAUGUGGCCCUGAAGCGGGCCGCCGAGAUGGAGCUGCAGGCCAAACAGUUAGUCUCCUAAAAGGGGGACCCCCAAGUUCACAGACUGAGAGCAUCCGCCCGCCCGCCCGCUCAUGGUUUCUAUCUUUUCUAAACCAAUCAAAAUUGUUUUGUUUUGAAUGACAAAAACAACAACAACACAGUAUCACGGUGCCUUGGCUCAAAGAUGUUUAUCCAUUUCAUAUUUGUAUCCACUUGUAUCUUAUUUGCACCCCGGGGACCAAAAUUACAGGACCAAUGCUACCCGUCUUACGUCUUUUCAUCCAAACGCAUUUCAGGUCCUGACGGAUCUCAGUGUCUUAACACUUUGGUUGGUUUUGUUUUGCUCUCGGCAUCAACGUAUUCACUACUGUAGUUCAUGUUACACUAUAGCUGUUUUACUCCCUUAUUGCCCGCACAAGGGACAUACGUAUUCCAGAUGAAAAAUGUAGCAGGUGAGGCCAGUGGACUGGACGACGACACUACACGGUGUUUUUGUUGUUGUUUUUUACGAUGGCCAAAAACAAGCAUUAUCAUGUACAAUAGGACCACGUGUAUAGUUAAUGUGACGACAUGACGCCCCUCUGAUGUGAUUUCUUUCCAUUCUGUGCAAUGUUUGUGGCGAGCAAGAGGUCACACGGGACUUCAAUAAAGUUUUGGUUUUUUUUCUACAUUUCAUGGCCUUGUUGUGGCGUGUCAGCUAAUGAGCAUAAUCCUGCAUCAAUUAACAACGAUCGUGUGUAUUAAGUCACGCCCCGGCACGGUCGUGCGAGGGAGGCCACUUCCAGUCUGGCCCCGACAGCUGUUGCACGGGCAAAGCCUCUCAAUAGGAUUUGUCGUCUGUUUGCCUCUUCCAUUCAUCAGCUCGUAUUUAUGCUUGUAUGACAAUUGAGAAUGUCAGAAAGUCAUUGAAAGAGACCAUCCUGCACCCGAAUCAUGUCAAAGCGUAAUUGCAGGUCCAGCCACGCAGCGAGCGGCCUUUUCCCCUCGUCGUGUUUUGGACUGCGGCGCCAUGAAAAACAUAGGCGGAGAGCGCAGACAAAUGGCCACAGGGUUCACUUUAAUGCUCGCACACGCGUGCCGCCGUCACAUCCGUUAAACACGUAGCAACGUUAAUUACAAAAAAGGUCUGCCUCAUUAAGUUAUCGGAUUCCAUUUGCACAACAUUCAUUUAAGUACAAUUGAAGGACGUCACACACUCCCUGCUACAUCAGGAGUUGAUGUGUUCUUAUCAAGAUGAUCAACAGAGUGUCAUCGUGGGAACGGAACGCACACACAAUUCAAUCCAUACAAAUAUAAAAACAUAAAAAUGAGCAAUGGCAUCUAAAACACGCACUCCCUUUCCGAACGUCAGCGAGCCAAAAGCCCCGAGUUCAAUGGCACAAAACAUGAGCAGGUGAGUUGCAACAAGCCGACUAGUCACGUCUCCUAUGUGAUGGCAUAUUCCACUUGAUUGACAGCAGAGACAACGUAUGCAGUCACACGGGCGCACACGCACAGGCACCUUCCCCUGAGACGCCCUUUGUGCUCGACUGUCCAAAUUAAGGCGCAAAGGGAAAAGCCAAAGGACGAAAACACAGUAAAAGGGCCUUGAAGUCAGUGCGCCGGUAAACAGUCCCCUAACUCAAUAAAUCAUU
Syngnathus acus (greater pipefish) is the source of this 3448-nucleotide messenger RNA. RefSeq names its product TGFB-induced factor homeobox 1 (gene tgif1). The record is from RefSeq and is a predicted model, not a curated record. Gene Ontology annotation, biological process: regulation of transcription by RNA polymerase II. NCBI's taxonomy places the organism in Eukaryota, Metazoa, Chordata, Actinopteri, Syngnathiformes, Syngnathidae. The coding region runs from base 967 to 1854 and encodes 295 amino acids. Gene Ontology annotation, molecular function: RNA polymerase II cis-regulatory region sequence-specific DNA binding; DNA-binding transcription factor activity, RNA polymerase II-specific. The transcript has 3 exons.